Messenger RNA from Monomorium pharaonis (pharaoh ant), 1463 nucleotides. It is a transcript of the gene Hrb87F, whose product is annotated as heterogeneous nuclear ribonucleoprotein A1, A2/B1 homolog. NCBI's taxonomy places the organism in Eukaryota, Metazoa, Arthropoda, Insecta, Hymenoptera, Formicidae. The transcript has 7 exons. The coding region runs from base 152 to 1294 and encodes 380 amino acids. Gene Ontology annotation, molecular function: RNA binding. The record is from RefSeq and is a predicted model, not a curated record.
AUCGAUCGUCUCCGUGUGGCGUCGCGGUGCGUAGCGUCGUUCCUGUCCGCCGUCGUCGUUCGGUCGUCGUCGUCAUCGUCAUCGUCGACUUGCGUUUUCUUCUGUUCCACAAAUCGCGCGGGGCUUCGCAGUCCUGUUCAGAUCCUUCAAGAUGGUGAAGAUGGAGCAUGAUGAUGGCAAAAAUGAACCGGAACAUGUGAGAAAGUUGUUCAUCGGCGGCUUGGAUUAUAGAACGACAGACGAUUCACUCAAGAAGCACUUUGAGCAAUGGGGAGAGAUCGUCGACGUGGUAGUCAUGAAGGAUCCCAAAACAAAGCGCUCAAGGGGUUUUGGUUUUAUCACCUAUUCUCGUGCUCACAUGGUGGAUGAUGCUCAGAAUGCUAGGCCUCACAGAGUAGAUGGCAGAGUGGUCGAGCCUAAAAGAGCGGUUCCUAGGCAGGAAAUAGGCCGGCCAGAAGCCGGAGCUACUGUAAAGAAGCUCUUUGUAGGUGGCUUGAAGGAUGAUCAUGAGGAGGAAGAUCUGAGGCAGUAUUUUCAGAGCUAUGGCAGCAUAAACUCAAUUAGCAUUGUGACCGAUAAGGAGACUGGCAAGAAACGUGGCUUCGGUUUUGUCGAAUUCGACGAUUAUGAUCCCGUCGACAAAAUCUGCCUGCAGCGUAAUCAUCAGAUCCGCGGCAAGCACGUUGACGUCAAAAAGGCAUUAAGUAGAGCGGAAAUGGCGUCUGCUUCCGGAGGUGGCGGUGGUGGUGGCGGCGGAAGCCGCGGUGGUCAAGGUGUAGGCAGAGGACCCCGUGGUAGCAACCAGGGCGGCGGUAGCUGGGGAGGGCGCGGCAGUGGUGGCGGCGGUGGUGACUGGAACAACGGUGGUAAUCAGGGUGGAUAUGGUGGAGGUAAUCAAGGAGGUUGGGGGGGUAAUGGACCGUGGGAGAACCAGAAUCAAGGUAAAGGUGGAGGCUGGAAUCAAGGCGGACAGGGCGGCUACAACAGCGGCGGUAACUGGAGCAAUGACAACUUCGGUGGUGGUUAUCAGCAGGGUUACGGGGGCGGCCCAGUGCGCAACAACUUCAACUCAGGCGGCAGGCCAGCUCCAUACGGUAUUAAUUCGGGUCCUAGCGGACGUCAGUCCGGGGAUUCAAGAUGGUUACCGCCCUUCAGCGGACAAGGUCCUAUGGGUGGCGGCAAUUCCGGCGGCGGUGGCGGAUAUGGUAACCAAGGUGGUUACGGCGGCAACCUCGGAGGUGGAAAUAUGGGUGGCGGUGGUGGUGGUGGCGGCGGUGGUGGAAGGAGAUAUUAAGAAACCAUUGAGCAUAUCGCUGACUUUUCUCGCUGGUGAAGCUACUACUCCUACUACUACUACUACUUGUCUUCUAGUCGCCAGUACUUCUGUACUGUUUAGUAUUGGAGCAGGCAGGCAGGCUAUCAGGCUAGAGAGACAAGACAACGAACAGGCAGAAACUCAGAAA